AUGAAGGUUAGGCUCUUCAAUACCAGAGCCGAGAAUCUAAUUUUGGCUUCCUCCCUAUCUUUUAGGUUACAAGAGGACAUCUCUAGUUCGACCGCAUGUUUUACCCUUCCCGCGCGGACCCCCCCUAUUCCAGAGAGAUUUACCGCGACAGUUGCUUCCUUGUCUGCCAGCGCGAGGAUCUGCAUGUGCUGCUGGACGAACUUCUCCCAGUAUCCCCGUAGGUUGCUGAGCCUGCUGCUGGUGACGGUUGUGGUUCGCUGCGCCUUUCCCAGCUUAGUGAAGUUGUCCACUGCUCGGCUGAUGAGACCCCUGGAGGCGGAUUGAGCUGCGUACAGCUCCUUCAGGGACAGAUCCUUGGAGGCCAUGUCGGUUGAUCGACUCCGUGUAGCGUGUUGGAGGGUGUCGCUGCUUCACUGAAGCCCAGGCACCUUUGCUGGCAAAUUUGUGCGUCCCGGUAUAAUCCGGUAAAGGGUGUCGCUGCUUUUGAAGCCCAGGCACCGUGUUUUAAGCACAAACUGCACUCCCGAUCACUAUAUCCGGCUCGAAGGACCACUUUUACUGUUUGCGAAUUUAUAGCUGGCUUUCGCCGCACUAUUAUGCCGCUAGUGAAUCGGGUUUUAAAAUAAAUGCGCUUCACUUUGACUAGGAGAUAGUUUAUUUUUUACAAGAGCCGCUUACCGCGGAGGUUGGUGAUUACAAGUCACUGUUCGCGCAACUCGUUUAAACGUUGAAAGAUACUGUGCUCGCUCGCCAAGGAUUGUUACUUUAAUUGUUCUAAUCGCCUUUGUUGUUCCGGCUCCUUUAUAGAUUCCGGCAGGCACACGGAUUUGUUUCACGGAGCUCCCGAGCGCCAAUUAGGGGGCUCCGUGACCUUUUUAUUGCCUUAUUUGGUAAUAUGUUUCGCGACUUGUCUAUGUGUGAGUGCCUGACGCUCUUCCGUGCCGGGCCGGAGAGUGGGGCGCGGAGGCCGGGGUCAGGCCCUUUUUUCGUCUCCGCGUUCGACAGUUUUUUGCGAUUCUUUUCUUUUUGUCCGGUUUAGCGCGAGAUUGUUCUAGAACGGCUUUUAUUUUCUGCGAUUGUUAGAAUGUAUUUCCUUUCAUUACAAUAAAUGUUUAAUUUAAUUAUUAAUAAUUUGUUGG
Messenger RNA from Osmia lignaria (orchard mason bee), 1139 nucleotides. The record is from RefSeq and is a predicted model, not a curated record. Lineage: Eukaryota; Metazoa; Arthropoda; Insecta; Hymenoptera; Megachilidae.